UGGAUGUGAAGAUAGAGACACGAUGCAAAAAAAACUUGAAAAAAUCCCUUCUGAUGUAAUAGAAUUGAUGGACUUGGCCAUCUAUUCAUUUGCAUGCAUUUCGGGUUUGAAAUCCAGUGAUAAAGUUAGAGGGAAUCCAGUGGUGCUUGGCGUACUGGCCAUGUUCUUCAAAAUGUUGGAGGUGGCAAAGGAAUCCACGCGGGGCGCAUUCCAGGCAAGAUUCGUAGAUGCGACGGUGGAUAAGCCUGGAAGAUUCGAGAAAGCCGUUUGUUCCAGGCUAAAGUUAGCAAAGGCAAAGAAGCUGAAUGAGACAGGACCGCCAGAUAUUCCAUCAUCUCUUCAAGAAAAGGUGGAAAGGUUUAAUGAGGCAACCGAGCGCGUGCGGACGAAGUACUAUCYACGUUGCUGGAGAUGCCAAGAGAGAUGUCGCUGUUGCGUACUUAGAAGGAAGGGCAAGCCCGUAGCCGCAUUUGGCUCAGAGUUGAUGUCUCCAUUCCUUUCCUCAUUGGAUGCGAUUGCAGAUGCAAAGGCAUUCCUGGACCCAGAUGAAGAAGAAGAACCCAGUAUGCCAGAUGGCUUGGAGGAAAUUGCAGAUGAUGAAGCGGAUAAGCUAAUGGAUAGAUUCUUCAAAGAAGAUAUAUCUGAUGAUGAGAAUGAGGAUGAUGAUGAUGAUGAUGAAGAAGAAGAUAGUAAAGACGAUAUGAGUGAAGUGGAUGAGGAUGCAUGAAUUUUCUCAUUAUGAUAAAAGUGAAAGAAAAAAGAUGAUGCUAAUUUCAUUUCUAUUUCAUUUCAUUCCAAAGUACACUUUGAAAUUCAACAGGGUGAUAUUAGUAAAA
Molecule: messenger RNA, 836 nt
Organism: Actinia tenebrosa (Australian red waratah sea anemone)
Lineage: Eukaryota; Metazoa; Cnidaria; Anthozoa; Actiniaria; Actiniidae
Source: RefSeq, a predicted model, not a curated record